Messenger RNA from Xenopus laevis (African clawed frog), 1922 nucleotides. RefSeq names its product ST8 alpha-N-acetyl-neuraminide alpha-2,8-sialyltransferase 5 L homeolog (gene st8sia5.L). Gene Ontology annotation, molecular function: alpha-N-acetylneuraminate alpha-2,8-sialyltransferase activity; sialyltransferase activity. Lineage: Eukaryota; Metazoa; Chordata; Amphibia; Anura; Pipidae. Gene Ontology annotation, cellular component: Golgi membrane. Gene Ontology annotation, biological process: glycoprotein biosynthetic process; N-glycan processing; oligosaccharide metabolic process. The transcript has 8 exons. The record is from RefSeq and is a predicted model, not a curated record. The coding region runs from base 583 to 1812 and encodes 409 amino acids.
AUAAAGCAGUGAUCGCUGGGAGACUGACAAUGAGGGAGACACAGCCUGGUGCAGCCACAGCGUGGCCCUCCUCCCACCCCCACUCACGUCUCUCUGUGUGAUUGAGUGUGUGUGUGUCUGUGUGUUAGUGUCUGUGUGUUAGUGUCUGUGUGUGUGUGUAAUGGGAGAGGGUCAGUGGGGGCUGCAGUAGGCAGGCAUAGGGCAUGGGCACAGGCUGGCAUUGCAUACAUGUAUAUAUGUGCCCGUAUAGACUGCACGACCAUCAGGCUGGAUCUGUGAGCAGAGGAGGAGGAGGAGGAAUAGAGGGAAGGGGCUGUCACGGAGCUGCAUGAAGGGGGGGAGAACUGGUUGGAUUUACAUGUUCCCCACGUCCUGGGCUGCCGGAAACUUUACCCUGGAAACUGGUCAUUGGGGCACAGCCUGGCAGGCGACACAAUGGGGUCACUUGUGCUGUGGAUCCUGCAGGAGUCUGGCCGGGGGGUUAUACCUGUGAAUCCCAAGGACAUGCUGCUGCUAUAGACAUAAUUGCCCUCCACUGAGAGUCUUGCUUUGACCGGGGGGGGGGCUGGAGGUGCCCUCGCCAUGGGGUACGCAGACCCAUCUGGGGGCAGGGACUUGCUGGGCAAUAGAACUUUGCUGUUCAUAUUCAUCUGCGCCUUUGCCCUGGUGACCUUGUUGCAACAGAUCCUGUACGGCAGAAACUACAUCAAGAGAGGGCUGCAGUUUAGAUGGCAGAAUGGAGAGGAAUUGGGAAAUUGGACCGGGAUCUUUAAUUUCACGGAUGACGGAGCAGUGAAGACGGGGAGUGAUGCAGGCGGCAGGUACUUUGAAUUUUACGAAGGUCCUUUGGACUUCAACUCAACCAAAUGCCUGGAGCUGCGUCGUGACAUCACCAACGUCAAAGUUCUCUCUAUGGUGAAAGAAUCCGAUCUGUUCGACAGAUGGAAAAGUCUUCAAGUCUGCAAAUGGGAAAUGAACGUGACGGAGGCGAACACUUUUAAAUCGGCGUUGUCGAGAUGUUGCAACGCCCCGUCCUUUCUCUUCACCACACAGAAGAACACCCCUCUGGGAACCAAGCUCAGAUACGAAGUGGACACGAGUGGUAUAUUUCAGAUUAAUUCUGAGAUAUUCAAUAUCUUCCCCAAGGACAUGCCUUACUACCGCUCCCAGUUCAAGAAAUGCGCCGUGGUUGGAAAUGGAGGCAUUUUAAAGGACAGUAAAUGUGGGAAGGACAUCGAUAGCACAGAUUUCAUCUUCAGAUGCAACUUGCCACCUAUAACCCAAAAAUAUGUGGAAGACGUAGGGAUGAAAACUGAUGUGGUCACCAUAAACCCAAGUAUCUUAACAGAAAGAUUUAACAAGCUGGAGAAGUGGAGAAGACCCUUCUAUGAAGUGUUGCAAGGAUAUGAGAAUGCGUCUCUGCUCUUGCCUGCCUUCUACAACACCCGAAACACUGAUGUCUCCAUCAGGGUCAAGUAUGUCCUGGAUGACUUUGAAUCCCAGCAGGCCGUCUACUAUUUCCAUCCCCAGUAUCUCAUCAGCGUUUCUCGCUUCUGGCUCAUGCAAGGCGUUCAUGCCAAGCGCAUCAGCAGUGGCCUCAUCCUAGUGACCGCCGCUCUGGAGCUGUGUGAGGAGGUGCACCUUUAUGGAUUUUGGGGGUUCCCCAUGGACCCCUCAGGGAACUUCAUUACUCAUCAUUAUUAUGACAAUGUUAAGCCGCGCCCUGGCUUCCAUGCAAUGCCUUCUGAGAUUUUUAACUUCAUCCAUAUGCACAGCAAGGGAAUCCUUAGGGUGCACACGGAUACCUGCUGAUUGAUUCUGCUUCCAUGCGCACUAAAUGUUUAUGUCCAUCAACCCAACUGAGUAUAUGCAAUAAAACUGCACAGGAUGAGGCCUCCAUGUGAGCUGGGGACACAUCAGCA